AUGUGGCUACUAAUACGAACAAUGACAACGUUUUAUGGUCAAAAAUCAGUAGUUCAGUCGUACGUUUAUCAAAUUCUUGAUUGUCAUGUGCUUUGGACUAUUCACACAAUACUGACAUCAAUCAGUUUAUGGAUUUCUGCUGUUUUAGCUUUUGAACGUACACUAAUCGAAUUAUUUCUAUUUCGAUUAUUUGGUACAACAAAAAUACAUGCGAUUAUAGUUUCAUUAGCAUUUUUCAUUUUUAUACCAUUCUGUCGUAUACCAACAAUUCUAGGUAAAAAAGUAUUACCGGAUCCAGAUGAUAGUUCUUUAUUUAUUUGUACUUUUCGUAUGUCAUCUCUAUUAGAAAGACUUGAACAAAUACAAGCAUGGAUUAACAUGCUUGGCCCAUGCAUUGUACAUUUCCUAUCGAAUAUACUAACGUGUAUCAGUAUUGUUCGACGAAAAGUAUCAUUAUCUCAUUAUGCUAGUAAUCAUUUAACUUAUCGCCAAGCAUGGUUGCAACAAAUUUCAUUACAUCGUGAUUAUUUUAUUUGUCCAUUAGUUAUUAUAUUAUGUCAAUUACCACAUUUAAUAUUUUUUGCUAUAACGAAUACUGUAUUUCCCUGUUUAGAAGCUAAACUGGGUGUCUAUUCACAUUUACAUAUUCUAUCGGCUUUACUCAUUAAUAUACCUCAAAUAUUAACGUUUAUUAUAUUUAUUUAUCCGUCAAAAUUUUAUAUGAGGGAAUUUUAUUCUUCAGCAAUAAUCGGAUAUGUAGUUAAGAAGUUAAAACAAUAA
Rotaria sp. Silwood2 is the source of this 780-nucleotide messenger RNA. The record is from the annotation of a GenBank genome assembly. Lineage: Eukaryota; Metazoa; Rotifera; Eurotatoria; Philodinida; Philodinidae.